This is a messenger RNA of Dimorphilus gyrociliatus, 604 nucleotides long. The record is from the annotation of a GenBank genome assembly. NCBI's taxonomy places the organism in Eukaryota, Metazoa, Annelida, Polychaeta, Dinophilidae.
CUUUUAACUACGAAGUGUAGAGCGCCACCUAUCGUUCACCUUCAUACUUGGUUUUGCGGAGAAAAAUUAGAACGAAAUUUAUCUAUUUUUAAGGGUAAGUUUCCCGUUGGGUUUCAUUAAUCUAAUCAAUAAUUGCCUUAUCUUUUAUGAGAGGUAUAAUGUUUAAAGAGAUAGGGUGAUUUUAAAGAGAACUAAUAGGAAUAUCAUUGACCGUGAGCGAUAAUACCUUUAAAGCAUUUUUGUUUCUGACAAAAGGAAAUCCAAAAUGUAAACUAGUAUCUAAGGGCUACGAGUAAAUGUUUUGACAUUGUUUUAUCGGCAUUUUUGAUGGGCAAAGCCAACGACCUACAAAUGCACAUUGAUGUCGGACUCCGAGGCUAUUGAAAUAAAGACAGCUCCAUUUGACGCCCGAUUCCCCAACCAGAACCAAACUAAGAAUUGCUGGCAAAAUUACGUGGACUACCAUCGUUGUCACAAAAUCAAGGGCGAAGACUAUGAACCAUGUGAAUAUUUCAAGAGAGUUUAUCAAUCACUCUGCCCUAAUGAAUGGACAGCCAAGUGGGAUGAACAAAGAGAUAACGGUUCUUUCCCAGCUAAAAUUUAA